AUGCAGGGGGAUCAGCAACUUGCUGCUGCUGCAGCACCCCCUGCUGCAGCAGCACCUGGUGCUCCAGCACCACCUGGUGCUGCAGCAACAACGCCCGUUACAGCUCCUGCUGCACCGCUCGUCACACCAGCUGCUGCAGCAGCAGCAGCACCUGCUGCAGCAGCAGCAGCACCCAUCACAAUGGGGGCGGCACCCGUUGCCCCAGCAGCAGCAACAGCAGCAGCACCUGCAGCAGCAGCAGCAGGAGUAAUGCAGCCUGGCUUUGCCCCGUUGGAAGUCUCUGCUGCACCGCACGACGGAGCAGCACAGGGAGCAGCAGCAGCAGCAGCAGCAGCAGCAGGAGGAACAGCAACAGCAGCAGCAUCAACAGCACCGCAGCUACCUGCCUCUGCUAGCCGACUAGCGCAGCUGUUCCCAGCAGCAGCAGCAACGCUGCAGCACUUCGUAAUGAACAUUGACCGCUUCUGUGAAGGCCCCGGCAGCAGCAGCAGCAGCAGUAGCAGCAGUAGCAGCAGCAGCAGUAGUAGUAGUAGUACCCUUAGCUGCAUGAGCAUCGGCAGCAGCAACACCAUUUCAACGGAAGGUGCCUCGGAGCGGCUUGCUGCUGCUCGGCGUUGCUGUGCUGCGCUGCAGCAGAUAACAGCAGGAGAAGCAGCAGCAGGUAGUGCUGCAGCAGAAGCAACAGGGGGCCUUAACUAUGGCAGUGCAGCAGCAGCUGCUGCUGCUGAAGCUGCUGCUUUGCUGCUGCCCGCUGUGCUGCAGCUGCUGCAGCAGCUCGAGAUUGGUAGCAGGGAAGGCGAGCCGCAUGCGCUGCAGCAGCAGCUGCUGCUGCUGCUGCGCGCUCUCGCUGCUCCUGCUGCAGCACCUCUUGUCUUUUCACCGCAGCAGCUUGCUACGCUUACACCGCAGCAGCAGCAGCAGCUAAUCAACCAACAUGCUACACUGCUACCAAUAUAUGAGAAGCUGAUUGGGGCAAUAGAGAGGCAGGUGGAGACAUACAAACAAACAGGAGUCCUACCGAAGGCUGGCGAGCUGCCUCUUGGGAGCGUGAAGCGAGACAGCGGACAAUUAACACCAGCAGAGUUUUCAGUGCGAGUUGGCGGUGAUGCCGCCUACUGCAUUAUUGCUUUAAACGCAAAGCUGAGGACGCUAAAGAACAGGGCUGCAGGCGACAGCAGCAGCAGCAGCAGCAGCAGCGGGACACUGGAAGCCUUUACAACAAAGGCGCUGCAGCAGCUGCCGCAGGUGAUGGUUCGGCUGCUGCAGGCCCUCAAGCCUCCGCUCUUCUUGAAGCGAAAGACUGUGCAUGAGGCAGCAAAGUUGUUAGCGGCGUCGCCCUUUGUAGGGUUUUUAAAUCCGGUGGUGGAGCAGCUGAUGGCUUUAGAGCUCGCGGUUUUCGCAGAGCGCAUCGAUUCCUGCCUGCUCAGGGUGUACACGAUAUGCCAUCUCCACGACUUUUUGCUGAUAUUUCCUUCGCCUAUUUGCGUCUCUCUCUCUUUGCUGCUGCGGAUUGUACGGUGGUGCGGUUUGCUGCUGCUGCAGACGAGGUCUCAUUUAUCUGCAGCAGCAGCAACAGCAGCAGCAGCAGCAGCAGCAGCAGCUCUUAAGUCGUUUGAAAAGGAAGAGGGCGGCGCGUUCGAUGCUGCUGCUGCAGCAGCAGCAGCAGCAACAACAACAGCAGCAGCAGGAGAAACAGAACGUAGCGGGGGCCUUGGAGCAGCAGCAGCAACAGCAGCAGCAGCAGCAACAGGAAGCACUCUUCUUGCUGAUCUCAGCAUCCGCCACCUCGUUGCGAAGCUUUUAAACUUCGUAUGUGACUUGGCUGUUAAUAAAUAUGCAGAUGCAGCAGCAGCAGCAGCAGCAGCAGAAGCAGCAGAUGCAGCUGCAGCAGCAAACACAGGAGAGACUGAACCCGCAGCAGCAGCACAAACGCCUGCGCCGACAGCAGCACAUGCAGAUGCUGCUGCUGGCGCAGCAACAGAGACUUCAGGAGCACAUGCAGCAGACGCAGCGCAAGAUGCAGCAGCAGCAGGAACAGCAGCAGCAGCAGCAGGAUGCCCAGAUACCGCAGCAGAAGCAUCUCGGGGGCCAGCAGGCGCUGCUGCAGCAGCAGCAAAGAGUAGCAGCAGCAGCAGCAGCAAGGAGACAAUACAGCGCAUGCAGCAAGAGACGAUGGAUUUGCUGCUGCUGGCUCUGCGUAUCCUUUGCUCUUCACUGGUGGAGCUUCAGGCAGAAAUACCUCACAUGCACGCAGCUGCUUGCAGCGACGGAGUUGAAGAUGCUGAGAGCAGCAGCAGCAGCAGCAGCAGCAGCAGCAGAGUGUAUUUUUAUCCCCCGGCAGUGCCGUUGCCUGGCGUUGGGGGCGCAGCAGCAGGAGCAGCAGCAGCAGCAGCUAAACCCCUGACACCGCAGCAGCAGCAAGUCUAUCAAGGCUUCUUGAGGGAGACGAAGAGCCUCCUGCGCAGCACUUGCAUAGCCUUGCGCUGUGUUGUCUACCAGCUUGUGGUGCUGCCGCUGCAGCAGCAGCAGCGCCGCCAGCAGCAACAGCAGCAGCAGCAGCAGCAGCAGCAGGGGGCUGUAGGCUCUUCUUCGUUUUCCGCUGCUGCAGCAGCAGCUAGCAGCAGCAGCAGCAGCAGAACAUCAUUUGAUGUUAGGCUGCUGCCCUAUGGGCAGAUGCUUCCUCCGGGCUAUCGAGGGUUGCUAGCAGAUGCCUUCUAUGCUACUGUAGGAAGUGCUCUUACUUAUGCGAAGUGCUUUGCAUAUGCUGCAACCUCGCGGCUGCAACACCACGUAGAAGAAGGAGGCAUCGGCUGCACCCUCAUUGCUUUGCCGCCAACAUAUCCCUUAGCGGGUUCCUUGUUCAAGGGUAUACCUGAGGCUGUGGAGGUGUUGGGUUUAAAUGUUGCACAAGUUGAAGAGAAGGAGCUGCUUGAAUUAGCUUCAUCGUCUUUGGCGUUCUUACAUCCGGCUGAUGCUGCUGCAUUUGCUGCUGAGGCAGCAGCACCGCUGCAGCAGCUGCUUGCACUGUAUCCGCAGUGUGUGGGGCUGCUGCAGUUCUUCUUAGGGCACCAGCACACCAGCAAGACGUUUGCCUGGGCCUUCUUGGAGUAUUUAACCCCCCGCUUGUCGCUGCUGCGGGAGCGGCGUGCAGCGCUGCUGCCACCAAUGCAGCCGCAGCGCAACAGAAUAAUCCCCUGCAUGCGCAGCAGCAGCAGCAGCAGCAGCAGCAGCAGCAGCGGCAGCGGGAGGGUGUACUGCAGCGGGGAUGACAGCUGCAGCAACAGCAGCGGGAACCGCCACAGCGACGAAGUGCUGCUCGAGGUGUACAGACAGUUCGAUGGCUGUGCUGCACUCGCAGCACAAGCAGAGAGCAGUGAUUUGCUGAUGCUACCCCUUGAGAUUCAAGUGCCUGUUGCAGGCCAGGGGGUUUUGUGUCUAAUGCCCUUCCCUCAUAUAUCCGCUCAACUCGUGGGGCCCUCUCAGGCCCCAGAUGCAGCAGCAACUUGUUCGAGACAUGCAUGGCAGCGGCUAUGUGCAGCAAGACCUGCUGCUGCUGCUGCUGCUGGGGGUUGCAGCUGCUGCAGCAGCAGCAGCAGCACCAACAGCAGCACCUUCUGCUGCUGCAGCAGCACGGGGGGAAGGCCCCCGAGGCAGCUUGGGCUGUCGCAGCAGCUCCUCUUCUCCGUGGAUAUCUUUGAUAGAACUGAUGCUGUUGCGGCGCAAGAUGCAUUCAAAGUCUGCGACCCAGUGGUUGACGCCGCAAUACUGCGCGGCGCCUCGCGGGUGCCCGACAGCUCGCAGCAGCUUAUUGUAAACCAUCAGGAUGUACUCAAGGCGCAAGGGUCUACGAUCCUUUCUCUGCCUGAGUUGUGCAGCAGCUCAGGCAGCAGCAGCGUGAGUCCGCAUGCACCGGAUUUUGCUGCUGCUGCUGCUGCCAGCAGCCUAUCAGAGAUAUCUCCUCGCUUAUCUCGUGUGGGGUUAGAGCGGUUGCUGCUGCAGCAGCAGCAGCACUGCUGCAUCUAUCCGUCUACUUAUCUUCCGCAGUACUAUGGCAAGGCGGGUUGCUGCUGCUGCGCCUGCACGGAUGCAGCAGCAGCAGCAGCAACUGCUGCAGCAGCAUCUGCUUCUUCUCCUGCUGCAGCGGCCGCGGCUGCUGCUGCUGUUGCUGCUGCUGGGCCCAUAUGUCUGCAGCAGCAGAAGCUAGGUUGCCGCUGCGGGCGCUGCUCGCCGCUGCUUCCGCAGCCAACGCAGCACACUGCUGCUGCUGCUGCUGCUGGACAGAUGCUGCAGCGGAUGCUGCAGCUGCGCAGCGCGGACGAGCCGAGCGCAGGUCCUUCUGCUGCAGUGCCUGACGCACCGCCGGCACCUGCAGCAGCAGGAGCAGCAGCAGCAGCAGCAGCAGCAACAGGAGCAGCAGCAACAGCAGCAGCAGCAGCAGCAGAUGCUUCUUGGCCCUUCCCUUCUGUUAAACCCUGGAGCGGCCCCAGCUCGUACAUCGAUACGGGAGAUAUAUGCCCUGGCGAAGACGGCUUGCUGCAGGCAGGCACAGGGUUUUGCCGGAUGAGCCCGGUGGCUUCGUUGGUGCGGCUCUUCCGCUAUCUCCUCAAGGCGGUUGUGGGGUGUAGAGACUGCGAAGCGACACUCAUCACUCCACCAGGUCGAUCGGUUCACUUCUUUGCUUCCUUUACCCCGCUUCUGCAUUCUUAUCUCCAGACGUGCGCGACGCAGCAGCAGUCCGCCCCUGACGUGCUGAAAGAUUUGUGGAUAGAGUUUUCUCUGUUGGCUCCCGCAAGACUGAAGCAUCUGCUGCCUCACAUGGGGUUUCUGGUGUAUCCCCUGCUGCGAUCACUGCGGAGCUCUGAUGCGGAUCUUCUAACCCUCAGCCUGCGCACCAUUGAGCUUUGGGUUGAGCAUCUGCAUGCCGACUUCGUUUACCCUGUGCUAGCUUCUCAAGUGCAGCAAGGUGCGCGGCAGCAGAGACGGACUUUGCUGCUGUCAGCGUUGCUGCAGCUGCUGCAGCCGCUGCCUCCUCCUGCUCCUACGCCUUCGUUGCUGCUGUCUCGUUACUUCAUAACAAGUUGCAGCCGCAGCAGCAGCAGCAGCAGCAGCAUCGUGCAGCAGCAGCAGCACGAAAAGCAUGCAGAGAUGGUGAUUAAGAUACUCGGUAAACUCGGCGGGAAGAACAGAGCCUUUUUAAAAGAUGCGGCUGUCUGUACACCCGAACCUUUCUUUAGACCAGUCCUCAGCAUUGGCCUCCCCAUUGGCCCUUGCAGCAGCAGCAGCAGCAGCAGCAGCGGCAGCAGCAGCAGCGUCGGGGAGUCACAGGGGCCGUCUGCAGAAAGCGAGGAGUGUUUGCUGGUUGCUGCGGCGCCGCUGCAGCAGCAGCAGCAGCAGCAGCAGCACCAGCAGGAACAGGAACGAAUUUCGUGCAUGGCUGCAGCGGCAGCAGCAGCGGCAGCACACGGCAGCUACAGCAGCAGCAGCUGCUGCUAUGAGACGGUGCUGCAGCUGGGUCUUGACCGGGUGGUGGCGCUUGUGCUGCAGCUGUUGCUGCAUGCGGAUGCAGAUAGAGCAGCAGCAAGUCUUUGCUAUGCCUCAGAGCCGCUGCUUACUUCUGUAGGGUCUCGUAUUGCUGCGCAACCGCAGCAGCAGCAGCAGCAUAAGCAGCAGCGACAGCCGCAGCAGGCUAUUCGCGCUGUGAGGAAGGCUCUAGCUAUCAUUCGCAGCCAGAAAAACAGCAGCAGCAGCAGCAGCAGCAACACGAGUGACGCCAGCGAUGGCAGCACAAUUGCUGCGGAGGAUUCCGAAGACGAGCUAAGCAGCAGCAGCGACAGCAGCAGCGGCCACACCCCUUCAGCAACAGCAGCAGCAGCAGCAGCAGAAACAGCAGCAGCGGAGACAGCAGAACGCGAAGGCCUGCAGCUGCUGCAGGGGUUGUUUGCUUCUGAUGGUGCAGCAUCGCCUGGUUUGUGUUUAUCUCUAUGUGAGAGCUGUGUUGCUGCUGAUAUGCGCAGCAGCGCGGGGCAGCUGCUGCAGCAGGUGCUGCUGCUGCUAAUGAACUUCGAGACGCCUCUGUCCCUGUAUUGGCUGCUGCUCACCACACGUGCUGCAGCUGCCACGCUGCAGCAGCAACAGCAACAGCAGCAGCAGGCGCGAGUCAUAUAUGUGAACGACAGAAGCAGCAGCACGAGUAAAAGCAGCAGCAGCAGCAGCACUGUGGCUGCUGAGGCGAAGGGGCUCCCGCUGCUGCCGCAGUCGGGUGUGCGGCUUCCUGCUGCUGUUGCUGCUGCGCUGCAGCAGCGGCAGGUGGACUUCUGCAGCGACAAGGUGGUGCCAGCAGCAGCAGCAGCACAGCAGCAGGAGCUCCUGGAGCGGCAGCAGUUGCUGCUGAAGCAGCAGCAGCAGCAGUGGGAUGGUCUUGCUGCUGCUGCUGUUGCAUAUCCGCUUGAUAAGCGGCGUGCUGCGCUGCGGUCGCGCAGCCACAGGGAGGCGGAGCAGCUGCUGUUGCAGCAGCUGCUGCAGGCUUUGCUGCUGCUUGCAUGCGACGACGCAGUCUAUGAAAGCAGGCAGCAGCAGCUAGCUGUGCUCAGCGAGCGCGAUCUCCCUCCCCACCAGAGGAAGCAGCAGCAGCAGCAGCACCAGCAUCAGCAGCAGCAGGCAACAACAAGCAGCAACUGCGCAGCCUUUGUAUACGGUCUGCUGCAGCACUGCGCCCUCAUAUUUGCUGCUCGUGUGGGGCCUGAAGACGCACCGCUGCUCUCAAGCAGUGCGGCCUUACACGAACUUGACGCUGCAUGCGUUGUACGGGCUUUGAUCGGCUGUCUCCGCGUGGAGGCGUCUGCGCUGCUGCCGACUUUGCAUGCAGUGCAUGCGCUUGAAAGCUGCUGCAGGACCUUUGUCUUGGGGUUGGGGCGUGGGGUUUUGUCGGAGGGUACGGACGCGCGUUUGAGUGCUUCUCUAGCAGAGGAGUUGCUGCUGCUGCUGCUGGCGCACAGCUGCCUCGGCUACUGCGGGAAGGUGCGUCUUCCUUGGCUGCUGCAGCUGUUUGCAUUGGUAGGGGGUACUCAGCAGCUUUCGGUGCAGCAGCAGCAGCAGCAGGAGCAGCACGAGCAGCAGCUGCAGCAGGAGAAGUGCCAUUCGCCGUUCCUUCGCGGCGUCCUUGCUGCAGCAGAAGCGGAGGCAGCAUUUGGUGCUGCAGCAGACGCAGCAGCAGCUGCUUCGGGAGACCCAGCAGCAGCAGCAGCUGCUGCUGCUGCUGCUCCUCCUGCUGCUGCUAAGUGGGCUCUGCCUCCCCCAAUCCCUGAGGAUUACCCGCUGCAGCAGCAGCAGAGGCGGCAGCCGUACGCGGGGGGCCCGUGGUGGCUGAAGCGCAGCGAGUUCAUCACACUGCAGCAGCUGCAGCAGCAGCAGCAACAGCAGCAGCAGCAGCAGCAGGGGCUGCGUGCACGUGCUUCGAGCGGGAGCAUUGACGACUGUUCUUCUCCCACAUCGACGGCACCAGCAGCAGCAUCAGGAACAGCAGCAGCAGCAGCAGCAGCAGCAGAUUCAUCUCAUGAUGAAGAUACAGGACGUUUGCUGCAGCGUGUGUGGAGAUGCCUCGAUAUUCAUUUGCUGCCAGCUGUCUUUCAUCAAAAUGCAGUAUGCCGAGAGUCGGCGCAGCGGCUGCUGGUGCUGCUGCCGCUGCUGAUAGGCAGCAGCGCAGCAGAAAUACUCAGUCAUAGCACUGCUCUAUCUGCUGCUUCUGCUGCUGCUGGGUCAAACAGCAGCACCACGGGACCUGCAGCUGCAUCCAGCAGCAACGCUGCAGACGACGGUGUGUUGCUGCCGGCACAGCAGCAGCAACAGCAGCAGCAGCAGCAGGAAGCAGCGGGCGGGCGUCCCAACAGCAACAGCAACACCAGCAGCAGCAACAACAACAACAACAGCUGGCCGCUGCUGCGAGUGCUGCGCUGGGUUACGCUGCGGCAUCUGCGGCUGCUGUCUCCUCUCUGGCAGGCAGCUUUCUUAGAUUGUGUUUGUUUUGUUGCUGCUCUGCGGCCACCUCCUAGGGGCCUCGUCCCUGGGAAAGCUGCACUUGCUGCUGUUGCUGCUGCUGCUGCUGCUGCAGCAGCAGCAGCAACAAAUUCGGCUUCGACAGACCAACAGCAGCUUACACAGGGGUCUGACACAGCUGUUACCACCACUGGGCCUGGAGCAGCAGCAGCUGCAGCAGCAGCUGCUGCUGCUGCUGCUAAUGCUGCAGCAGCAGAUGGACUUACUGUUAUCUGUUGGCUUCUUGAUGACACGCUGGCUGUUGUUUACCGCGGGCUGCAGAGUUUUGCUGCUGCUGCUGCCACUGCUGCAGCAGCACAAGCUGCUGCUCUCGGCGCAGGAGCUGCAGCAGCAGCAGAGGCGCAGCAGCAGCAACAGCAGCAGCAACAGCAACAGCAACAAAGAGACGGAGGCGGCACGCCUCCUGCUGCUGCCCCCAACAGCAGCAGCUUCAGCACACCAACCAACAGCCAGAACGCUGCAGCAGCUGCGCCGACGGCAGCAGCCGCAGGAACGCCAGGAGCAGCAGCAGCGGCUGCUGCUGCUGCUGCUGCAACGGCAAAGCAAGCAAGUGCACCAACAGGCGCUGUACCUUCUAUCUCAGUGGAGGCAGAUGUUUUAAAUGCGUUGCUGCUGGCAAUCCGCUUCUUGAAGCUCGCUGUGCUGCACGAGGAUUGGAGGCCGCUACUGCUGCUGCCGCGGCUGCCGCUGCAGCAGCUGCUGCGCGCAGCUCGAAAGGAGCAGCCAGCUGCUGCUGGGCAGGCGGCAGGGGCAGCAGGCAGCUCGAGCAGCAGCAGCAGCAGCAGCUCGCUCAAUGCAGCAGCAACAGCAGCAGCAGCUGCUGCUGCUGCUGCUGAAGCAAAUGUCCCCUUCGUUAUCACAUCGGCGCCCCCCUUGGCGCCUGCGCUGCAGCACUGCGUCGUAGGCAUUGCGAACUGCCUCUUCCUUUCCUUUGAGGAUCUGUCGCGUGCAGCAAUGCAUGCGCUGAAGGUGCUGCUGAAACAUGAAAGCAACUGCAACAGCAGCGGCAGCAACUCGGAGGGCAGCAGAUUAGUUGCUGCUGCGCUGGAAGACAUUGUGUGGCCGGCUGUGGAGCAGCAGUUGGCUGCAGCAGUUGCAGCAACAGCAGCAGCAGCAGCAGAUCCUGUUGCAGCAGCAGCAGCAGCAGCAGCAGAACGCGUUGGGUCUGCUCUUCUUCCAAGGGAGAACUACCUUGUGGGGCUGCUGCAGGGGGUCUCGCGUUUGCUGCACUUAAACCCUAGUGCAUGCACAGUUGAAAGGCGGCCGCAGCUGCUGCAGCUGCUGCAGCAGCUGCUGCAGCACACCUUUGCUGUUGCAGCAGUUGAAGGCUGCUACACUUCCGCCGUUGGAUGCUGCGGCACCAGCAGCAGCAGCAGCAGCACCGCAGCAGUACGAUUCCUGCACAGCGCUGCCCCCGAAGGGAUUGCGGCCUCUUCGAAUAUCCUGGUCUGGCGACCCGCGGCUGCUUGCAUAGCAGCAAUGGCGUUUUUGCCUUCGACUGGAGAUUUGCAGCAGCUGCUGCUGUCUUUGCUGCUGCCUUGCGAGAUGAAGGCGGCGCUGCGUGCAGAGAUGGACAGCAGCAGCAGCAGCAGCAGCAACUUGCGUUUUGCUGCGGUAGCAGUAACAAAGGUCUGCUAUGCGCUGCAGCAGGCCCACCCAGACCUCCUGUUUGUCGAUUUCAUGCUGUCUUCGAGCUUGCAGCAGCAACAGCAGCAACAGCAGCAGCAGCAGCAGCAACAGCACUCAUUAGUUGAGUUGUUCUGUGGAUAUCUAGACGCGGCUUCUGACGGGGUUCCUGUUCCCCCGUUGCAGGCGGUGGAGGCAGCAAGAGUAGCAGCAGCAGCUGCUGCUGCUGCUGCACCUGCUGCGGAGAAGGCAGCAGCAGCAGCAGCAGCAGCCCUUACUGCAGCAGAAGACUACCAGCUGAGGGAAGCUGAUCGAGAGGAACUGCUGCUGCAGGCGCAGCAACUCACAGCCUUUUUGCAUUUUGCGGUGUCUCCUGAGCUGCAAGGAAAGGCAGACUCGUAUUUAUUGGGUUGGCUGCAGCAGCAGCAGCAGCAACAGCAGCAGCAUCAGCAGGAGCAGCAAGAACCGCAGCAGGAAGAGGAAGUUGCAAUGCACUCGAGUGCAUUUGUGGCAUUGGUGCGGCAGCAGCAGCAGCAGCUGCAGCAGCAAACCCUUGCUGCUAUUCUUUCUCUUGUCCGCUGCUGCAGCAUCGGCAGCACUGUCUCUCGCUUCUGCUUUAUUCCUCUGUUGCUGCAGAAGCAGAUACUGCCGCAGCUGCUGCUGCGACAGAAGCAGCGCCUGCUAAUGACUUGCUUCGCUGAGCUGGAGGUUGCUGGUGCUGCAGCAGCAGCAGCAGCAACAGGUGCUGCUGCUGCUGACGCCUCCCCUCAACCAGCACCUGUAAAGGCUCUGCAGCUUUCUAUGGUCAUUGAGCUGCUGGUGCAGCCGGUGCUGCGCGAGCUGCUGCAGCCGCAAAGCAGCAGCAGCAGCAGCACAGACAGCAGCAACUCGGAGCAGCAUUUCGGGGUCCUCUCUGCAGCAGAUGCCAGGCUGCUGCUGCAGCUGCUGAGCGCCGCAGUUGUAAAGCUUGAGCCAAUAUUGAAGACCCACGACUCCCUGUGCAUGGCAUUUUUGGAGACGGUGCGGGUGGCGGUGCGUCUGCUGCUGCACGACAGCAAAGCGCGGAAGCAGCUUCUUUCUUUUGCCUGGCGUACAGCCUGUCAAGGGGACAGCAUUGCAGUGCAGCAUAUGGCGGUGUUGCUGUUGGCUGAGGUGUCUAGGCACCUGGUGCUGCAGCAGCAGCGGCUGCCGCUGCUGCUGCUGCAGUCGGUUCUGUCGUGGCAGGCGUCUCCCCGCCCUCAGUUGCUGCGUCGUGCUGCUGGUUUGCUGCUGCAGCAGCUGAUUGCUUUGCCGACGGUGCUGCUUCCGCUGCAACUGGAGCCCAGCAGCAGCGGGAGCAGCAGCUACAGCAACAACAACAGCAUCACCAGCAUCGGCAGCAGCAGCAGCAGCAGCAACGCCCGCCUCGCACCUUCCUGGCUACGCCUGCUGCUGCGGGCUUCAGGCGAUAUCCCUUUGCUGCAGUUCUUGCGGCUAGCGCAGCAGCACGAGCAGAUAUUGUUUUUCUUUCGUCGCUCUGUGGUGCAGCUGCUGCUGGGUGCAGCGCAGCAGCUGCUGCAUGCCAGCAGCAGCAGCAGCAGCAGCAGCGCAGCACCAGGCAAAACCGACGGCAGGAAGCACGUCAUAGAGAUACUCGAUAUAUUCAUCACGUGGGAGAGGAGGGCGGUGCUGCUGCAGCUUCUCAGCAGCAGCAAGCGCAGCAGCAGCAGCGCAGCGGAAGCAGCAGCAGAAGCAGCAGAAAAACGCCGCAGGCUCGAGUCGGCUGAACAGCAGCCGCAGCAGCAGGCACAGCAGCAGCAGCAACAGCAGCAGCAGGAGCACGAUGACAUGCUGGCAGACCUUCCAGCGGCGCUAGCUCUCUGCAGAGAGCAGCAGCAGCAGCAGCAACAGCGGAAGGAGCUGCAGCUGCUGCAGCACAUGGGUCAAGUGGUGUACGACAGCAGCGCAGCAGUUGCGCAGCAGCUGCACUUAGACCUGCAGCAGCAGCUGCAGCAGCAGGACUGGUGCAGCAGCAGCACUGAAUGCAACCUCGCGUACACGGAAUCUGCAGCAGCAGGAGUCGCAGCAGCAGGACAGCAGCAGCUGCCUUUAGUUGAGCUGCAUGCAGCGCAAGAGCAGCAGCAGCAGCCUCAGCAACAGCAGCAGCUGCUGGUGGCACUGGCUGCAGCACACGUUGCCGUUGAAAAUAAGGGAGUAAACUGCACCUGCAGGUGCUGCAGCAGCAGCAGCAGCAGCAGCAACAGCAGCAGCAACAGCAGCAGCAACAGCAACAGCAGCAGCAGCAGCAGCGUAGAACCCCCGAUUUGCGCUUGGCGUGGGGGGCUGCGUAAUGUGGUGCUGCUGCUGGGCACCUGCUGCAGCAGCAGCAACGCGAGGGUUUGUUCCUCACUGCAGCAUUUAGCUGCAAAGUUGGUGCUGCUGCACCGCCCUUCAGUUGGAUAUCUUGCUGCUGCUGCUGCUGGGGCCAAGGCCUUUGCUGCGUGGCGCAGCAACAGCAGCAGCAGCAGCAGCAGCAGCAGCAACUGGUGGAGCUCGCCUCCCCCGCAGCACCUGAGCCCCGAAGAUCUCCUCUAUGAACGCAUCGCUGCAGCCAUCGCGACGGCACACGUUGCCGUUGAAAAUAAGGGAGUAAACUGCACCUGCAGGUGCUGCAGCAGCAGCAACAGCAGCAGCAACAGCAGCAGCAACAGCAGCAGCAACAGCAACAGCAGCAGCAGCAGCAGCGUAGAACCCCCGAUUUGCGCUUGGCGUGGGGGGCUGCGUAAUGUGGUGCUGCUGCUGGGCACCUGCUGCAGCAGCAGCAACGCGAGGGUUUGUUCCUCACUGCAGCAUUUAGCUGCAAAGUUGGUGCUGCUGCACCGCCCUUCAGUUGGAUAUCUUGCUGCUGCUGCUGCUGGGGCCAAGGCCUUUGCUGCGUGGCGCAGCAACAGCAGCAGCAGCAGCAGCAGCAGCAGCAACUGGUGGAGCUCGCCUCCCCCGCAGCACCUGAGCCCCGAAGAUCUCCUCUAUGAACGCAUCGCUGCAGCCAUCGCGACGGGGCUGCGAUCUCUUUCCAAUCCUAAGGAGCGAUUGCUGCUUCCAGGGGAGGGAUGUGAAAUCAACAGCGUCCCGGUAAGGAUGGCAGCAGCGGUGGCGCUAUUGCGGGGGCUCAUAAGCGGCUCUACAGCAGCAGCAGCAACCGGAAGCAGCGAGAGAAGCAGCAGCAGCAGCAGAAGGAUGAGGUGUUUGUGUUCAGAGGAAACGGCGUUGGUGCGCUGCUUUUUGUUGCUUUCUACGCUGCUAUCAACUUCCUCUCAUUUGAUCUUGGGUUCGCGGGGUUCAGCAGCAGCAGCAGCAGCGGCUGCUGCUGCUGCAGCAGCAACAGGCGACGCCUCUGCGACGGCAGCAGCAGCUGCUGCUGCUGCUGCCCCCUUAAAUGCAGCAGCAGAAAAGGCUUCCUUGCUGCAGUCGCUACACCGAGCAUUUGCUGCUUGCUGCUCCCCGCUGCACCCGCUGGCUUUGGGGUGUCUAAACACUGCAGCAAGACUGGCAUUGGGCCCCUUCUUUACUCAGCCGCAGCAGCAGCAGCAACAGCUGCUGCAGCAGCAGCAGCGUGGAUGUCGCUGUUGCAGAAGGCGUGCUGCUGCUGCUGCAGCAGUUGCUAACCUAGCAGCAGUUCCGGGGGCCAGCUGGAGUGCAUGCAGAGGCAGCAGCUAUGCAGCGCAGCAGCAGCAGCACCAGCGAGAUCUGCUGCAGCUAGAGGAGAUGCAGCUGCUGCGAGUCGAAAUAAAGCGAAGCACCAGAAGCAGCAGCAGCAGGAGCAGCAGCAACGGCGGUAGGGAGGAAUUAGAAGCACUAGAGGGAGAAGCAGCAGCUGCUGCUCGUGCUGCUGCAGCAGCCUUGCAGCAGGAAGAGCAAGUGCGCACGAAGCGACGCCUCAGCGGCAGCAGCAGCAGCAGCAGCAGCAGCGACGCUGAAGCAUCAACAGCAGAGGAAGCCUCUCUAGACAAUGAAGAGGCGCGAGCUGCUGCUGAGCAGGACUUGUAUGGCGUUGCUUUUGCUGCAGCAGAUGAACCCUCCUCCGAAGAGCAGCAGCAGCAGCAGCAGCAGCAGCUGCAGCAGCUCCACAAGUGGGAGGAGGACCUGUGGUGUACGCUUGCUGCAGCAGCACCGCCGCUGCAGCAGCAGCUAAAGAAACAGCAGCUGCGGCGCCUUCCUACCCUCUACAGGAGCUUAAGAGACAUGGGAGUCUAUGAUGCAGAUACCGAAAGCUGCUGCUGCAGCAGCAGCAGCAACAAGGAUGACGGCAUGCAGAUGGAUGGCGUGCAUAGCAGCGACUGCUGCUGCAUGCAAACCAGCAGCAGCAGCAGCAGCAGGGGUUUGUUUAGUGUUGAGGAGCUGCAGCUGCUGCUCGGGGCCCUUGCACCUCUCGCGUCGCACCGCAACUCCGAAGUUAUACUGCUGCUGCAGUGGCUUGCUGUGGUGUUUGCUGCUGCUCCUCCUCCUAGAGCUUCAGACUUCUUACAGCGUACCCACAUUGCUGCUACAGCAGCUGCUGCUCUUCCUGCUGCUCCUGCAGCAGCUGCUGCGGCUCCGCUGCAGCAGCAAGUCAAGAAUGAACAGUCCUCUUCCGAGGCAGCAGCAAAUUCUGCUGCUGCUCCUGGUGCAGCUGCAGGAAGCGCUGCUGCUGCUGCUGCACCGCACAGUGCAGGUGCUGCAGCAGAGGCCCCACCUGGUGCAGCAGAUGAGUCGCAGCUGCUGCCAGUCCCGCUGCUGCAUGCGCUGCUGCAGGCUACUCAGUCUUCAGUGGCUGGGGUGCGUCGGGCUGCUCUUGUGCUGCUGGAUAUACAGCUGGUGCAGCAGCACCGGGUGUAUCUGCAGCAGCAGCAGCUGCCGUGGCGGCCAAUGGGGUGUGUAGAGCGGCUGCAGCUGCUGCUGCUGAUGCCUCACUGGGGUGUUCUCUCCUCCCGCAACGUGCUGCACACCAUUGUGUCGCUCAUGCUGCUGAACAGCAACAGCAGCAGCAGCAGCAGCAGCAGCAGUUUAAGCAACAUUGAGUUGCUGUCGCAGCCAGCCUUGCCCCCCCGUCAGCUGCUGAGGGAUGCUGCUGCUGCGCUGCUGCCGCCGCUGCUGCCGGAGCUGCAGCAGAGCCCUACCGUCAACAGCGUAUGCGAGGUUAGCGUGCUGCACCAUAUACUGCAGCAGCAGCAGCAGCAGCAAAGUGAAGACGCUGAUGAUGAUGAUGCUGCUGCAGUACCCCCGCUGGUGGCUCGUGGCAUCGCUGCCUACUCGGCCAGUGCGUCUCCCCAGCUGAAGCAGCAGCAGCCACCGCAGCAGCAGCAACAGCAGCAACAGCAGCAGCAGCAGUUUGACGGAUCUAGCAGCGUUGAGGUGUAUCUACAGCUGCAGCGUUCACAGCAGCUUCCCGGAUUUAAAGAGUGGCAGCAAUCUUUAGAAUCUGCGCUGCAGCAGCACGCGUCCUUCUGCAUGCAGCAGCUGCUACCUCCUAAUCAACAGCAGCAGCAGCAGCAGCAGCAACAGCAGCAGCAGUUAUGUCGGCUGCAAGAUGGAGAGAGCUUCUUCAGCGGGCUUGAAGUUGUAUCUUUCUUCUCUAUACCCCUCGUUGAAUAUCUUCUUGCUGCUGCACUCAAAGCCGCUUGGGCUGCAGCCUCAGACGCACAACGCGCUAACAUCGCUGAAGCUGUAGCGCUCUUCUUAUCCAGACAAAUACAAACUGACGGCAGUGACGACGGCAUGUCAGGUGGGGAUUCGCAGUCGAAGCAGCAGCAGCAGAUGCUGCAGCGUGGCAGCAGCAUGAGCAGCAGCAGCAGCAGCAGCAAGAGCCGUGUGCUGCAGCCGUUCCUCGAGGCGCUGCUGCAGCUAGACCCUCUCCCGCUGCUGCCAGUAGACGUGCUGCAGCACUUAGCGCUGCAGUGUAACUGCAGCAGGGAGUGCUUGCAGCUGCUGCAGCACAGCUACUUGCAUGCCGUCACAGCAUCCGCGGAUGCAGCAGCAGCUGCUGCUGCCGUUGCUGCACCAGCGCAGCAGAACCAACCCCAGCAGCAGCAACAGCAACAGCAGCAUCAGCAGCAACCACAGCAGCAGCAGCAACAGCAGCAACAGCAGCAGCAGCAGCAAGAGGAAGACUCCCUUGUGGACUUCGGCCUGCGGAAGUACCGUUUCUUUGACGGCGACAUCGAGCCGGAGCGCGACCCAGCAGCAGCAGCAACAGCAGCAGCAGCAGCUGCUGCUGCUGCUGAGGGACAGACCCCAGAGAACGCAGCACUUGUGGCGAUGCACAAGAAGCAGCAGCAGCAAUACUCCAGUCUGGCAAGGAAGGCUGCUGCUGGCAUGCGAUUGGAGACUGAGGAGCGACGAGAAGAGGUAACGUGGUGGGAGCGUAUGUGGAUUGACUGCUGCCGCGAGUUAAACCGAUGGAAUUCGCUUCAUGAGGUUUCACAAGCAGCAGCAAGGAGGUCUCGGCUGUCUCUGCAGUGUGCAGCAAAACUGCAGCACUGGGGAGAGAUAGACAGACUGCUGCAGCUGCACCACAUCACUGAACCCGCUACUAAAC
Messenger RNA from Eimeria acervulina, 16231 nucleotides. RefSeq lists its product as hypothetical. Lineage: Eukaryota; Apicomplexa; Conoidasida; Eucoccidiorida; Eimeriidae. The record is from RefSeq and is a predicted model, not a curated record. The transcript is spliced from 36 exons. The annotation marks the transcript as partial.